Molecule: messenger RNA, 512 nt
Organism: Cylicostephanus goldi
Lineage: Eukaryota; Metazoa; Nematoda; Chromadorea; Rhabditida; Strongylidae
Source: the annotation of a GenBank genome assembly
AUGCACUCUGUCAAGGUGGGUCUUCAGUCUGUCCUCUUGAAAACUUUAGACGUAAAAUCUGUCCUCCAGAUGGUUGUACAUGGUGAUCGCUCAUAUUUGGAUUCGUUUGUAGCGGUUGUUCCAUCCACGACGCAAUGCGUGGUGUUCUCCGUAGAUGGCUCGCUCACAGCUUCUGUUUCCGGUUUCGUGAUUCUCUACCUCACAGCACGUCCGGAUAUGCAACAAAGGGUCGUAUCAGCGUGGCUGGCUCAACAUUGUUUUCCACAUGACAUGGGGAUCAAGGUGCAUGCGGCUUACGGGAGUAGCAAGUCUUCGCGGCAAACAUUCUUGACACAUCAUCUUCAGGAUGUAGCAGUAUACUGUAGCGCUGGAGUGGAGCAAAGUAGGAUAGUAUCUGUGGCAGGAAGUCGGCGGAGGAACUGCAUAUUCAUAGGUGCUUUGAACAAUACUUCAAAUUAUAAGCUUCUUCUCCAACUCAAAUGUCUCACAAGCAGUUAUUCAAAGAUAUAACG